AACAGAAGUGAGGAGAACAUAUUUCAAACUAUAAGAGACUUCAGCUCUCAACAUUCACAUUCUACAUCUGCACUCUCUAACCUUGAAAUGUCCACCAAUGGGGGUAAGAUACUACGAACUCAUCAGAGACAUCAGCAGUUCUCAAGAUCCACAUUCCACAUCUGCUGUCUCAAACCUUGAAAUGUCCACCAAUGGGGGGAAGAUACUACGAACUCAUGGAGACAUCAGCCGUUCUCAAGGUCUACAUUCUACAUCUGCUGUCUCAAACCUUGAAAUGUCCACCAAUGGGGGAAAGAUACUACGAACUCAUGGAGACAUCAGCCGUUCUCAAGGUCCACAUUCCACAUCUGCUGUUUCAAACCUUGAAAUGUCCACCAAUGGGGGGAAGAUACUACGAACUCUCAGAGACAUCAGCAGUUCUCAAGGUCCACAUUCCACAUCUGCUGUCUCAAACCUUGAAAUGUCCACCAAUGGGAGGAAGAUACUACAAACUCUCAGAGACAUCAACCGUUCUCAAGAUCCAGAUUCUACAUCUGCUGUCUCAAACCUUGAAAUAUCCACCAGUGGGGAGAAGAUAUUACGAACUGUCAGAAUGAGCAGCAAUUCUCAAGGUCCACAUUCUACAUCUUCAGUCUCUUACCCUGAAAUGUACACCAAUGGGGAGAAGAUACUACGAACUCUCAGAGACAGCAGAGGUUCUCAGAAUCCACAUUCUGUGUCCACAAUCUCUAACCUUGAAAUGCCCACCAAUGGGGAGAAGAUACUACGAACUGUCAGAGAGAGCAGAAGUUCUCAAAAUCCACGUUCUGUAUCCACAAUCUCUAACCUUGAAAUGUCUGCCCCUUCAGACCCCAGUGAUGCUUCUUACGUGAUAGUGCCUGCAGAUUCCCAACAAAUGGCUCUGUCAACACAAGAGACUGAUGAAACUAAAGCAACAGGUAGACAUUCUCAGUCACCUUCAACAACUACAGUGACCAAUCAGAUGUCCAUGGAAAGCCCACAUACUAGAGAGAAGUGCAAAAAACCUUUCUGUACAUGUUCUCAAGCAACUGAGAUAGACAGGCAUCCCAAGACUUAUACCAGAGCCGUGGAAGGCACUAAACAGAUGAACAGCAGAUCAAACACAGAGAGCAAAAUACCCAGUUCUCACUUGGACAGUGUGACUGUUUCAAGAGUAUUAAUCAGAGAUGAAGAGAAGUCCAAGAAUGUAACACAAGCAUUCACCACCACUAACACUUCCAGUUCUUCAAGGCUUUCAUCCAGACCAGAAAAGACUGAACAAAUGGAUUUGUUGCGCAGGGAUUUUGUCGUCACUAAAGAAGCAUUUACAUUUUCCCAGGCUCCUACAGAACAAAAUGGUCAGCCACUGAGCAGCUCAGAAAUGGAGAGCAUUGCUUCCACCUUUUACACAGAGAACAGAUCUGACAGGAGUGGGAAGAGGAUAAUACAGACUCUAGGGCACACCAGUAGUUCUUACUAUCCAGAGUCAAUAUUCACAGCUUCUCAGAGUGAAAUACCCAGCAGUUCAGCUCUUACUGAUUCUUCUUCUGUGUUGAGUUCAGUUCAAACCAGACAAAAAGAUUUAUCACCUGGGUUCACCAUAGAAGCAGAAAGUACAUAUCCUUGGGAUUCCUCACAAGCAACAGAUGCAGACGAUAGCCACUUGAGAAGCAGUUCUUAUAAAGAGAAAAUUCCCACUUUUCAGAGAGAUGGUGUAUCUAUUUCAAGUCUAUCAAAAAGAGAUGAAGGUAGUACACUACGAACUGCAAGGGAUGUCAGCAGUUUUGAAAGUGACACACAAACAUCCGCUGUUGCCAAUACUACCAUCUCCAGCAAUUCAGAUUUUGCUCAUUCUUUUCAUACGAAAACUCCAGAAGAGAUUGGCCCAGAUUUGUCACCUGAAAACACUGAUUUUACUGAAGGAAUGCUUACACCUUCUCAGGCGCCUUCAAAAACAACAGUUGAAGAGAAUGGUCAGUCACUCAGCAGCCGCUCAAGUACAGAAGGCAUUUUCUCCACUUAUCACCUGAACAGCAUCUCCAUUUCAGUUCUAUCUGGCUUAGAUGGGCAGAGGACAUUACGAACCCCGAGAGAUGUCAGUAACGCUCACAAUGUAACACAAGGAUCCAUAGCCUGGCCCAAUGAAACAUCUAGUUCUUCAGGCUUCACUGGUUCUUCUUACCUGUUAACUCCGGUAGAAACAGAUUUAACUCCUCAGAUCACUGAUUUCACUGAAGGAACAAGCACACAUUUUCAAGCUUCUUCACAAAAAAUAGGUGUAGGAAGCAGUGAUCCACCAAGCAGCAGCUCGAAUAUAGAGACCAGAUUUUCCCAUUCUGAUCAGGACAGUGCAUCUGUUUCAGGUUCAUCAGACAGAAAUGAUGAGCUCACACGAUCAACUUCAAGAGAAAUAGAGAAAGUUUUUAAUAUAACCCAAAUAUCCAGUUCUAAGAAUGAUAACACCACUAGCUUAUUCAAUGUUGCUGAUUCUUCUUAUACAAUGACGCCAAAACACACCAGAGAAAUGAAUUCAUCAUCAUCUGGGAAUAAUGAUUUCACUGAAGAAGCACUUACAUAUUCUGAGGCUCCAUCAGAACCAACAGACACCCAAAGUAGGCCACAUGCCUUGAGCGACUUCUAUAUAGAAAAGACUGAGGCCACUCCGACUGAGAGUAUGUCCUCUUCUACUGUGAUCCAAGAUGAGACCUUUGGAUCUUUAACUAAUCAGAGCAGAUCCACAGACACAACGGAAUUGUCAAGGUUUGAUUUGAAAAAUGCUAGUUCUUCUGCGGUAAUCCAGACAUUGUCUGCCACAUUGCAAAGUAGAAAAGAAAAUUUCCCCUCUACUGAAACGGAUUUCACAGAAACCCUAGAACAGUCUUCACAUACUAUUUCAUCAAAAGCUUCAAGUUAUUCAUCUUCUACAAAAGAUUUUUCAAGCUCUACAGACCAUUUUCAAACCAUUAAGGGAUCCGAGGUGGGAAGAAGAUUUUCGAUUGCUUCAACAGACAGUAUCUAUCUAUCAACCACAUUUGUACAUGGGGCAGAAAGGACUUUACGAUCCCUGCCGGAUAACAGCACGUCUGAGGAUGCAGCUGACAGCAACCCUUACAAUUCCCAAACUUCCAAAUCUUCAGGGGAAAGCUUGACUUUGUCUUCAGAGCCUGAAACAGAAACACAUAAUGUCUCACAAAGUGAAGUGAGCCUUGGGCCUUCAACUGAGCAUUCACUGGAAUAUUCCUCUGGUGUUCCUACAGCCCUGUCACCAAAUGAUUCAGCAACUAUUAGAAGCACUGAUAAUUCAACUAGUGGGCCAAGAGUUUUGCAUUUUCAUACGAUCAGCACUGGUAGUUCAGCCCCAUUCAGUGAAGAUGAAGAGCAAACUACACAACCUACAAUUAACACUACAGUGAUGGAAGAGUCUGAAACUGUCUCAUCAUAUAUGGAAAAUUUUGACAGCACAAGAUCAAAACCUUCCUCAUCCAAGACAUACUCUAGAAUGACACAUUUAUCGGUAAAAGAUUUGGAUAUCUCACCAUCUUCAACUGAGGCUUUCCAAAUUCUUAGUUCAUCAACUGAUUCUUCUUCCAAAAGUGAACUUUCAGACACUGGAACAGAAUACCAACCAAUGAGUGGAACUGACUUUGGGAAGCAGACCUCUGUUUCUCAUACUGAUAGCACAUACACCUUAACUACCUUUGCCAAGGGUGGAGAAAGGACAUUGCUGUCUCUUCCAAACAACAGCACCUCAGCUGAUUCCUCAGGAAGUUCCACUUACUCUGUGGAAAUAUCCAGCGCUUCCGAGUCAGUUCAGUCUUUCUUUUCAAGUGAGAUGGAUUUUUCUGAAAAUUCAACAGAGCCUUUGGCAGUUCAUUCCCUGAAAACACCAGAGUAUUCGACUACAGUGAGUGAACCACACACAACUCAGUAUUACUUAGAAUCAGAAUCUGCAUCCACUGACAGCUUGUCAUUUUCAUCUUCCUCUACAAGGCUGUCAGAGCAGGAUUCACUUCCACCAGUUCACCCAUCCACUUCGUUUUCCUCAGCCAAGUCUUCUGUCCCAUCCUCUUUUUCUACUUUCCCGUUACCAUUAUCAUCAUCUCCACCCACAUCUCUAAUGACAUUUUCGCCCAUGUUCUCAUCCACAAAACCACCCACAUUGCCUUUCUUUCCCUCUGUGUUGCCUUCACUUUCUUCAACACCUUCGUUGUUACAGCCUAGUGAAAGUCUUGAAACAAGUGUUUCUAUGACUGAGCCUGAAGGAACAACUGGAGCAGAACUACGCACGACAGGAACUUCCCAUGGCGAAUACAACCACCCAACUACCGUGCAUCCAUUGGUGAACAACACUAUUCUGAUGGCAACUGGAACUUCUCUUCUGACUGAAAUUACUGAACAGCCUGCCCACCGUUCUUCACAAAGAACAACUUCCCAAGAGGAAACGAAGGGACGGACACUUACUUUCCCAGGAAUCAGUAUUGAGAAUGAACCCAUUACAACUACCUCUUCACCCUAUUUCCAGGAAAUGACCACUACUUCUGAGUCCGCAAAAGCAACUACAGCUAUACCGUUGCAUACAACCCCUCAAAAGGAUACUUUCCCUUCAUCAACAGUAACCAUAGGCAAAAAACCUACAGAAAUAACACACACACCUGGAAGAUUGCCUACUUCAGCAUCAACUAUGAAUUAUUUGUUCACUACAAAGCUUCAAAAAGUUCCAUUGCCUUCUCCUACUGAAAUAUCUUCUUCCCCUGGAAUUCCCCCCAAAAUGGUGGAAAAGAGCAGUAUGACUACUGUGAAAACCACAGUGCCCAGGGUUGUUAUUACCUCUUCUCCCUACACUUUAACUUCUCAAAAAACCACUGUUCAGUCUUUUCCUGCUUCACUGAUUCCUUCCGGACGAGCCACGACUGUGAAUCUAGGAAGCUCAAAGAUAUCUCCAACUGUCUAUGGAAAAGAUGUAGAUGAAUGCCUGCCUAAUCCUUGUCCGCCUAUGUCUACAUGCACUCGUGUACAAGGUUCAUUCCAAUGCAUUUGUUCCUUGGGCUAUCAGAUGGGAAAAGGAAAAUGCAACUUGGUAAGGACGUUUGUUGGUCACUUUCCACUAACAUUUAACACAACUGAAGGGACCUAUGCAGAACUACAUCAAAUUGAAAGUGUUAUCAUAAACCUGCUGAACGAAUCCCUUUCAACAGUUCCUGGUUAUUAUACUUCAACUGUUAAAGCCUCAAGGCAGGAAGGUACUGUUCAAAUAUCCAUCCUGAGCACCUUUUCCAUGGCUUCCAACGUCACCUUUUCUGAAGUAAUUGGCACAGUGCAAAGCCGGAUCCGAGCCUGCAAAGCUCCCACCCUACCCUGCCAGUUCAUCUCUAACUUGACCCAGCUCUAUAGAGUUGGUGGUCUAUGUAAACAUAAAGAUCCGGAAUGUGACAGAGGGACUUCGGUGUGUGUAGACUUGGAUGGCAUUGCCGUUUGCCAGUGUAAACCUGGGUAUUUCAAAUAUAACAAACUGGAUCAUUCAUGCAGAGCAUGUGAAGAUGGGUAUAAACUCGAAAAUGACACUUGUGUGAGUUGUCCAUUUGGAUUGGGGGGAUUCAACUGCAGGAAUCCAUACCAGCUUAUCACUAUCGUGAUUGCAGCAGCUGGAGGGGGACUUCUGCUCAUUAUGGGAAUAGCUCUCAUAGUCACAUGCUGCCAAAAGAAUAAAAAUGAUAUAAGCAAACUCAUCUUCAAAAGCGGUGACUUCCAAAUGUCACCGUAUGCAGAAUAUCCCAAAAACCCUCGUGUUCAGGACUGGAGCAGAGAAACCAUUGAAAUGCAAGAGAACGGGAGUACUAAAAACCUAUUACAGAUGACGGAUGUUUACUAUAUGCCAACUAAUCUAAGGAAUCCUGAACUAGAAAGAAAUGGGAUCUAUCCACCUUACACAGGUCUUCCAGGAUCUCGACAUUCCUGUAUAUACCCUGGACAAUAUAACCCAUCCUUCAUUAGCGAUGACAGCAGAAGAAGAGAUUAUUUUUAAUGCAGGUGAAAAAGGCAAUUGAGUGACAAAUGAGACCUUUGUAUGCAGCGUGUUCCCGAGUAUGCAGUCAUCAGACAAUAACUUGGUCACAACUGUGUACUUUCAACCUGUGGAAAAUCUCAGAAGGAGCUGCGCACAAGGAGCCACCUCCAGCUGAGCAGCAAAAAGAAGGCAGGUGUGAAAAGCAAGUUCCGUACGUCUGGUUGUCGGAAAGACAAGGAAGACAUUCUGCAUAUGUUCCUCACCACUAACUGUGUCACAUAAUGUGAACGUAAUAAUAGAUCGUGAAAGCAAAACUAACAAACACUGUGGAUGACACGCUAAAUCUGAUGCCAUUAGGGUGUGUUGUGUUUACAGAUAGCGACUAGUGUGCUAGGUUUGUGUUGCCCACUUUUUUUUUAUGCAAAGCUGGCUUGAAUGAAUGUUAUGGAAUGAACCUUUGCCCUGUUGCCAGGCGUCUACUAGGAGGUACUCGCAGCAUGUUGCUCACCGAGUGGUGGAGAUGGGUACGGGAAUAUGGCCUAGAGAUAUGGGAUCCUCAUGCAGAAUCCAAGGUGGGGUUUUAUCCCUCUCCAAAAAGGAAAAAAAAGUGAUUCCCCCAUGAUCUGUCCUGUCAUUUAGUUAUGGCCUACGUUUGUAGCAGUGCUGCUUAACUCAUUGCCCUUAUUCAUUCUUCCCUAUGCACUGCAGGCCAGAUGCAAAAAAGUUACAUUUAGUUAUAUUCUGUGGAUUGUUUCCGCUUUUCUGUCUAAUGAGGGUGUAGGUCUGUCUACGGAGAUUCUCAAUCAUCCAGGUCAUAGUUGUCCCAAAGGUGCUUUUUUUCCAAAAGGCAAUUGGACUUCCUUGGUUUUUUUCUUUGAAAACCUUUCACUUCUCAUCUAAGAAGCUUCUUCAAUUCUAACUGAAGAAGUUCUAACUUCAGUUAAAACUGAAGAAGCUUCUUAGAUGAGAAGUGAAACCUUUUCAAAGAAAAAAACCCCAAGAAAGUGCAGUUGCUUUUGGGAAAAAGCACCUUUGCGAUGCGAGUGUAUAGUAGGUCAUCUGCAUGUAAUACAAUCUUCUCUAAUAGAUUUCAUUGUCCAGAUCCUGGCCAAGGUUUUCCAGGUAUGCAAAGUUGCUCCUACAUCAUUUGAUAAUAGUAAAUGCACAAAAUGUACAAACAGAAAUAAUGCAAGACAGCUUAAUCUCGUACUGUAUAUUACUUAAUUGCUCAUAGACUUGUUUAUAACAUUUCCUGAUUUAAAAAAAAAACCUAUAGGAAACUUUGAUAUUUGUUCUAAACAAAUGUUAUUCUGAAAAGUGAUCUUUGUCAAGGUGUGGCAAGUUGAUAGGUAUGGUUGAGUGGAACUUGAACUUAAUCGUAAAAGUUCAUAAAUGGCGAAGGACCGGAUGCGCAGAUUAUUUAUUUGUAUUAGAAGAGUACAGAAUGUGAGCAAAUUGAACAGAAGACCAUGUGAUCAAUUCAACUUUGGUCCUUCAGAGUCACAAUGGAGUAGACUAUGCUUACCUUGUGCAGUAGUUCCCUAUCUGUAACACUGCACAAAAUGGUACAGAAAGAUAUGCCAUGAUCAGGGGUGGGUUCUACUUACCUUUACUUCCGGUUCGCAACGGGAUUGUGCACAGAUCGCUGAUGAUGACAUCCAGGGUGGUGGGCGGGGCCUCCCGCCAGUUUUACUACCGGUUCUUGCGAACCGGUCUGAACUGGGGGCAACCCACCACUGGCCAUGAUGCAGAAGAAAAUAUGCACGAUAGAGGCUACCACAUUCAGUUUGCCUCCAGGAUUGGCUACUCCAAAUAGAAUAAUGAAGUUCCUAUGAAGUCCCUGGAACUAUCCUCUAUGGUUAUACCUAAUUCUGUAAUCAAAGGAGUAGACAGUUUAGCACUGUUGAUAUUUGGGUGGGCAUACUAUGGCACCCAUGAAAUAGUAAGUGCCUAGUAAUAAAAUACUCAUUUAGACAAAAGGCAAAGCAAUGAGAUACAUCCAUUCACCAAUUUGUUUAUUAAGAAUGCCUCUGGCGUCUGACUCAUUGUCAGAAAUAAAAGUUGUUAUUGUAGGGUGCUACUUUGCUUUAGAGUAGACUAGUUUCACAUUCAUUGUUUCAAAUUAAAAUCCAGAAGAAAAAAAGAAAGCUUUGUGGGCAUCAAAAGGCACAAUAUUAUCCCUAGCCAUAAUGUUGGACAUCCAGAAAUUAUAACAAUUGUCCAAGGUAUUUCUGGGGAAAUUGAUUGUUUCAAGAGGCUAAGAUAAAACUAAAGCAUCCACAUCUGUGCUCCUAAGCAUACAUUGGUCCUCUUCUAUUUAUAGACUAAGCAGGGUCUAACAAUGGGAAAGGUGGAAGGAAAGAGAAGAGGGCAACCUAUAGCAAGGUAGAUGGAGUUAGUAAUGGGUGCACCACUGAAAGACUUGAAGGGCCAAGUUAGGGAUAGAUCAUCUUGGAGAAAUUCUACGUGGUCACUAAGUAUUGGGACUGACUUGAUAGCAUAUAUGCAAUCAAAGUAGAUGAACUAGUUUUCCCCAACCUAUGCAGAGACUAUAAUAGAAGGUUAUUUUCUUAAAACACCUGGAACACACCAGGUUAGGAAAAACUGUACUAAGCAGUCUCUUCCGUUUUGUUUCAGUCCGUAACGUCUCCAUUUAUGAAAUGAUGUAGGAACAACAUGUUAACAGUUGUUAACAAUAUUUAACUGUGUGCUGUUCAGAUUGCUGCCUUCUAUAUUGGGAUUUGCUGCGUGAUGAAUUUAAGACUGUAGAAAGCCCUCUAUUAUGUGAAGAUUUCCCCCCCAAAGCUGAUUGGACUAGAAGACCUCCAUGGUCCCUUCCAACUCUGAUAUUCUGAUCCUGCUUGAUAUGGAGUAUAAAUGAGGAAGUAUAAAUGUGAACUCCUGGAUCCAGCACAAAAUAACUUGGGGCCGAAGGGAUGGGGUGGGGGAGCCUUCCAGCAUGCAGUCAAAUUGUAUUUGUGCUGCAUCAGGAUUGCAUAUAUACACCCAAAGAGAUGGUCAGUACUGCAUGAGCUAGCAACACUGCCCAUACUAACCAUCUACUUGAUAGCUCCGGUAUCAACAUGGCGGGUCAAAGUGUCUCAAGCAGGACUUUGUUUUUAGACAGCAAAAAAACAAAAACAAAACAGUUGUCUACAUUGACUUUCCAAGAAAUGUGUCAUUCCCUUAGUUUAAACAACCGAACUAUUUCUUACACCAUCAGUUUAUACCACAAGUUUAAACAAAAUAUCUAAUUCCUUAAUUUAAUCCUCUCAAUUAAUUCCCUCAACCUAUUGAGUGAAUCCUGCCAUUGGAUCUCCUGGAGAUUGAGGUUUUGUACUAGAUCAGGGGUGUCAAACUCAAGGCCCGGGAGCCAGAUCCGGCCCGCGCAGUGCUUAGAUCUGGCCUGCGGAGACCCCUGGAAACAGAGAAGGACUGGCCCGCGAUGCCUCUGCCAGCAAAAAUGGAACUCAGGAGGGCUGUAUGACAGAGGCCGUCGCAGCUGAAAACAGCUCACACGGGCUUCCCAAGCUCCGUUUUCUCUGGCAGAGGAUUGCAGGAGGCAGUCACAGCCAAAAAUGGAGCUCAGGAGCCCAUUUUCACUCUUUUCAUAAGAGUGCUUGGGCCGCCACAGCUCGAGUGACGUCGAGCUAGCCAAGGCCCCCCCGUCCCCCCAGUUCAAACACAAUCCUGAUGUGACCCUCAAUGAAAUCAAGUUUGACACUUCUAUACUAGAUGGACAGAUUUCAUAUAGUGAAUUCUUAUAAUUUUGGCCAACCAUCAUUCUCAAUAUUUCCUUGGGGACAACCAUAACAAUUUCUUAACUUGUCAUAAAUAGGCACACAUUUCUACUGCAGAUGUAUUCUUCGAAGAUGAUAACAAGCUCUGUGGAGUUUAAUUUUGUUGCCAAGCAACAAAAAAACCCUUCCCUGCAUAAAGGGGACCCAAAGUAGUUAUUAAUUUAUUUAGCUGAAAUAAUUGGAUUUUUCCAGGUGAUUGUCUUGAAUCAUCAUUGUUUCAUAUCAGUGUGCUGAAACUGAUAUUUAAAAAACCUUAAUUGGGUUUUAUUUAUUUACUCUUUACAAAGGGCAAGCUUGACUAUUUUGAGAAAAUAUUUAAGGUUAUGAAUAUAUGUACUUACGUGAAAUAAGUUCUAUCAGACCAAAUAUUUUUUCUCCCUUGGAGGCCUGGCCUUACGAUGAUAACAUAAAUAUCUAUAAGUAUGGGCACAUUAAUUCAGGGGUGAUCAACUAUGCUGACCCUCCUCAUUUCAGCUGCAUUAAAAACUGCCUAGUCCUGCUUUUCUUUGUGAAAUAUAUAAAUUAGAUAUUUUUUGCACGAAAAUAAUAAGCACUGAUUUCUAUGAAAUUAGUUAGCUUCACAGAAAGUUCUCCAGAGAAGCAUGUAAUAUCUUAUAUCACUUGUUAACUCACGAGUAUGUGAAAAGUUUGAACCUAAUGUUAAUUUUACAUGAAAUCUUCUCUGUCUUUUAGUUUUCUUAUAAAAUUUACAUUUGUCACUUUUAGUAGGCCACGCUCAAAGCUGCAUAUGAUACCUUCAAAAAGAAAUCAUGCCUUGUGUUUUUCUCCAUGAUGACCCUGAAUUACUGACCAUCAAUGACUUGUAAUUAUUGUAUUGUACAUUGUUCAGCUUUGCAUAUUUGUGAACAUAUCUUCCGAUUUGUUUUGGUUAUUUUAAUUUUCCCACACAGUGUUAUUUAAAAUCGUAUCUUAUUUGCAACCUUCAGUAAUUAUACAGUAAUGUAGUUUCUAAAGUAUAAUUUCUAAAAAUUGGAUUAUUUUUAUAUCAGUGUCCAACAUAUCUGAACUCUGGCGUUCUAGUCAGUAUGUUAAAAAAAGGCUACAAUAAAAGUAUUAAUAAUA
Pantherophis guttatus is the source of this 10887-nucleotide messenger RNA. RefSeq names its product heart development protein with EGF like domains 1 (gene HEG1). Lineage: Eukaryota; Metazoa; Chordata; Lepidosauria; Squamata; Colubridae. Gene Ontology annotation, molecular function: calcium ion binding. The record is from RefSeq and is a predicted model, not a curated record. Gene Ontology annotation, biological process: heart development.